AUGGCGCUCUUUGCGUUGGCUCUCCUCAGCAUCCUGGUGACUGUUGUUGCAGGUCUGCAGGCCAGCUACCCUGUUAACGCACAGCUACCUCCGGUAGCCCGGGUAUCGAAGCCAUUCGAAUUUGUUUUCUCGCAGGGUACCUUUGCUGGCAGCGAUGAUAACACACAUUAUUCGCUUUCAAACGCGCCAUCAUGGCUCGAAGUCGACAGCCAAUCCCGUACGCUAUCCGGAACACCGCAGAAAGAUGAUCAAGGAUCACCGACGUUCGAUCUGGUGGCCUCAGAUGGCUCGGAAUCUGCGGACAUGCAAGUCACAUUAAUUGUAACAACAGACGACGGACCGCAACCGGGAAAGCCGCUGUUCUCACAACUCGAAGAAAUGGGGCCAACCUCCGCCCCAGACACCAUCCUCCUACACACUGGCGACUCUUUCUCAUUAUCCUUUGGGCCGGACACGUUCACCAACACGCGCCCAUCAACGGCCUACUAUGGCACAUCUCCGGACAACGCACCGCUACCCUCGUGGAUUGUUUUCGAUCCGGCAUCACUCAGCUUUUCCGGCACGACACCGGCUAGUGGACCUCAAACCUUCAGCUUCAAUCUGAUAGCCUCGGACGUGACUGGGUUCAGCGCGGCUACCAUGACCUUUGAGAUGACCAUCAGCCCACAUAUCUUGGCGUUCAAUCGGAGCACCCAGACAUUCUUCCUCUCAAAAGAACGGCCGUUCACUAGUCCGCAGUUUGUCAGCAAUCUCACCCUAGAUGGACAUGAAACGACGAAGAAAGAUCUGGCCGACAUUAAGGUGGAUUCGCCAGACUGGUUGUCUCUAGAUGAGGAGACUAUUUCUCUGAGCGGCACUCCCCCUUCAGACGCCGCCGAUAACAAUGUCACGAUUACCGUGACGGAUAGAUUUCAAGACGUAGCCACGCUGAUCGUCAGUCUACAGUUCACUCAAUUCUUUCGCAAUGAUCAAAAUGUAUGCGAUGCUAUCAUCGGGCAGUUCUUUAUGCUGGUCCUUGACGACUCUGUCUUGGCCAACGAUUCUGUCCAGGUAGACGUUGACUUCGGGCAAGAUCUUCCCUGGCUCCAUUACAAUCGUGACAACAAGACGAUCUUUGGACAAGUUCCCUCCGACAUCAGUCCGGGAAGCUAUCAUAUCAAUCUCACUGCCCGGGAGGGUACCGCAGAGGACACUCGGCAAUUAACAAUCAAGGCGAUGUCGGAAGGGACCACAAAUGGACCAGGCACAGCCAACUCUACAGCCUCCGAUGCAAAGAACAGCAUUCGCGGAGGCAAGGCCGGUAUUAUUGCUAUCGCCGUCGUUGUUCCGUUUGUGUUUUUGAGCACUGCCCUUCUUCUGUUCUGCUGCUGGCGGCACAAGCGUAAAGCAGCCACAAAGAAACCUCAAGAUGGACAGGAAGCCGAGAAAACGCUAUCGACUCAGCCAGAUGGCGAAGGUAUUGCGCAUGGUCGGCCUUUUGAGGAAACUGCCCAUGGCGAGCCUCCGAGAAUUCUCAGGAUUCCUUCACAAUCAUCUGAGCCCCCAAAACUGGAGCUACCAUUAUGGCAUUCAAGCCCGUCGAAAGGCAACGAGCAAGCCCCAGACGCAGCCGGCAAAGAAAACACCCUUUCCGAUCCUACAUUCGAUUGGGGAGGUUUCGCUUCUCUCAAGGGACCCGAACCCGAAGAGGCCAAACCAGUGGAAGACGCACCCGCACAGCCGAAACGCCUGUCUUUCCAGAACAGCCCCCCCUUACACCGAAGAACAACCACAACUAGUUCCAGGAGGCGAGAGCCCCUUCGGCCCAUUCAGCCUAGGAGGUCCCUAAAGCGGAAUUCGACUACCCGAUCGCGCAGAUAUUCCAAACGGUCGAGUGGCAUAUCAACAGUAGCAUCCGGGCUUCCAGUCCGACUCAGUGGUGCCGGACAUGGAGCCGGCGGUUUUGGACCUCCAGGACAUGGCGUAGUCCGUCUUUCCUGGCAGAACACACAGGCUUCGUUCGGAAGUGAUGAGAGUGACGUAGGAAACCUAGCACCGCUGUUUCCACGACCGCCACCUCGAACGAGAGAGAGUGGGGAUUAUUCCAAACGAAUGAGCCUUCGAACAGUGGAACCUGACGACUCGACCAUCUCUGAAGCGGACUCUCUAGAGGCAUUUCUUCACAGCCGCGCAAAAAGUCGGAAUUCGUCCAACCCGCUAUUCGCAGGUCAGUUCGGCCGUCGAGCAUCAUCGGGCUGUCGGGCCCUAGAAAGAGCUCGAAGCACAGCGAGUCGGGCCGAUACAGUAGCCAGUUCCAACUACAUUGAGGAAUAUCGGAACUCGAUCCAUGAGCGGCCGUGGUCGACAGCCAUGUCUGCCUCCAUUUACACGGAUGACCAUCGUCAGUCGGCUUAUUUACAUAGCCUGUCCGAAGAAUCUUCAGACAUGGGGCCACCCCGCCCGGUGGGCAAAUUGCCCAGCCAAUCGAGCCUGGCUCAAAAUUAUUCUGAGACGAUCGCGCCUCUGCCUCGGUUCUACAGCGAAGUGAGCUUGGAUGAGCCGAAACGAUUCGAAGGAGCGGGAUUGGGGAAAGAGAAUGAUCCGCCCACUGAGCGGCAGCUCGGCGGGAGCUCACGCCCUUGGUAUCAGACCGGCUUCUACACGCACGGAGACAUAGCUGGCGCCGGCCAGGCGUCACGGAAAAGCCCUUCACUUUACUCUAUCCCCUUCGAUUCCAAAUCACGCCGAGUGAGCUUGAACCGGGCCGUGGAGCGGGAAUGGGAAGAAUUGCACAGUAUGCAAAGGGAACCGGCAGGAAGCUCGAGAAACAACGCAGGCUUCUUGUGA
Molecule: messenger RNA, 2826 nt
Organism: Aspergillus niger
Lineage: Eukaryota; Fungi; Ascomycota; Eurotiomycetes; Eurotiales; Aspergillaceae
Exons: 1
Coding region: 1-2826 (941 amino acids)
Cellular component (GO): membrane
Molecular function (GO): calcium ion binding
Source: RefSeq, a predicted model, not a curated record